ACAACUCGGGAACUCCGGCAACUUUCUAGAGCUACGUCUUUCCGAAAUGAAGAUCACUGACGUCAUAAUUUGACUUUGUUUUUUCCCCCCCGGAGUUCCCAGUUGUUUUCAACGCGGCAAGAGUUCCCAAGGCUGUCAUUGUCAACAACCAUCAUAAACACACUGCUGACGAGACACCAUUCUACUUUACUGUGUCCUCCAUAGACAUUAAAACCAGGUUUCAUCCUACAGUUUCUUCUCCCCCACCUGUCUUAUUCGAGUGCGAGGUUUCCGCCUUUACUUAUUCUGUGGUGGGUGGAGUCGGUCACCUGAACAACAAGGUAGGAUAUAUUUUUUUGGUGAGCGAACUGAGAUCUCCACAAAAAUGUUUACAUUUUCGGAUUCAUAGUUCACCAAACGGAAUCACCUCAACUGCCAGUAAGUUUUUGUUUUUCGAUUGAUAUAGCCUAUACCUUACUUUUGGUUUGGUUACUUACAGUUGAAACUGUUCACAGUCCAGAGGGUAAAUGGUUGUGGUCUCCGAGAUUCAGACGUGGUUGAGACUUUUAGGAAAUGUUUUUACUUUCAUGCCUAAUCAGAAUCACAGGCUACAGUCGUUCUAUUUCACUGCGUUUUCUUUUGGCACAGUCUGUGCUAUGCCACUGUGCCUCAAUGUUCAAAGGUCGGGGUUGUAUGGCGCGUUUAUGACAUUUGGUGACACAUUGGGCAUUUUUCCGUGCAGGUAUGAGCCAGCCGCCCCGACCGCACAGGGGGCAAAGGGAGAGAAACGGAGAAGGUCCCCGCGAGCAUCGGGAACACAGGCCAAGACGGGAGCCGCGGCACGAUGAUAGACCACCAUCAAGCAACAGGUGUGUUCACAUGAUGGCAUGGUCACUAGGCAUUUAUGGUGACAGAUUGCAUGAUGUAGCCUAUGUCUGCCAAAAAAUCCACCUCUAAGAGCUGGUUGUAGGAGAGAGAAGCACUUCAACCCUCUCUCUCUCCCCUCAGGUCCUCUUCUCAGCCCCCAUAUUACAGGGACUCCACACCCCCUCCUAAACAUGGGCGGGACCAGGAAGCCCGAAGAGAGGAUCAUGAGGGGUCCAAAUGCACCCAUAUCUGCUCCAGGAGAGGUAUGUAAUGUUAGUGUCUUACAUUUUAGUCAUUUAGCAGACACUCUUAUCCAGAGCGACUUACAGUUAGUGAGUGCAUACAUUUACAUAUUGCCCCCCCCCCCCCGUGGGAAACGAACCCACAACCCUCGGGUUGCAAGCGCCAUGCUCUACCAACUGAGCUACAGGGGACUAGAGAGUAGAGCUAGAAAAAUAAUUGGGUGGAGAAAGUGAGGCACAAUGGACACAGACUCAGUAAUACCUGUGAGGGGGAAGUAAAUGUCUGUGUGGUCAGCUGAACACUGCCACAUACCGUCAGUCCAGUGUCAGGAUUUAGUUUCCCUCUCUUCACCUAAACUACACCUACACCCGCCCAGCGAUACUACUACCCCUGAACAUACCUCCCCCUCUCCUAAUACUGGUCAGACUGGUUCUCACCUAGGCUAGUAAAGCUGUACACUUUACUUGCUUUGCUGUUUUAACACCCACACACACCACGUGUUGCUUUGAUUUGAGCAGAGAAAUGUGAUCAGUUGAUAAGGGGAGAGAGGUGAUAAAUAUAAAGAAAGUCACACUAAUUAUGCUCCCAAACAUUUAAGGGGUAUAGUAACCAAUAAAGGCGAGAACCUGAUCUACCGAUUUAAUUGGCUGACGACAUGCACACCCUCACACACAGUGGGAAAAAAAGCUGAUUGUAUUUGAUCUGUUAAAGUCUCCCCAGUAAAGAAUGUUAUAAUCUGUGUGAGUGUUCAGUCACCUUUCUCCUGUUCCUUUGCUAAUCAUUUCCAAUCAGCGUGUGAGUGGAAUAUUGUAAAUUGACUUACUGUAGCUCUCCUAUGGCCUUGUAGUGAGUUUAAAAUGUAGGUAGCAGUUAGUGUGACGUUCUAUCCUUGGUGCUUGUUUGUGAUUGUCUCUCUCUCGUAGUGUGUGUGUUAACAUGUUCUCUCUUAUUGUCAUAGUUGUAAAUAUGUGUAUAUAUAUUUUUUGUUUCAUUCACACCUGCACUGUUGGAGCUCAGAGCUUAAGUAUUUAACUAUACAGUGCAACUACAUCUGUGACCCUGCGCAUGUGACUAAAUAAAAAUCAAAUCUAUAGGUAUCGUGUUGAUCUGUUCAGUCCUGACCAAUGCCCUGGUCCUGAUCUGUGUGGUGGCAGCUCAGAUGGUGAUGUCAGGCAUGUCUGCUAUGGGGCCUGGCGGGGGCAGCUUCAAUCUUAACACUAACAUCCCCUUCGAGGGCCAAGAGCUGCAACAGGUACAAGACAGAAACAAGUGUCGCAUCCCAAAUAGCACCCUAUUCCCUAUAUGGUCCACUACAUUUUGAGGGCUCUGGUCAAAAGUAGUACACUAUAUAGGGCAUAGGGUGCCAUUUGGGAUGCAGUCAUGGACUCCAGAUCCAUUGCCAUCACAAGGUACAUUCUAUCAUAGCAUCUCCACAAGACUACAUUCCCUGUUAUGUUAUAUUAUGAAGACACCACCCUAACACCGUACCUGAUUGCAGGUGAGAGACCUGGACAUGCAGUACAGCCAGAUGAGAGCUCCGGGAAUAUACGGGGGCGUGGCCUUUGCCCUCGUCUUCGGUGUUGUCUCCCUCCUGUUCGUGGUCUCCGGGAACAAGCCCGCACACCUGCUGGGCCAGAGGCUGCUGAUGGGAGCGUUGGUGUUCCAGGGUUUGGGGGCGGUACUCUACGUGGUGGCGGUGGGGUUGUACCUCCACUUUGUCAUCCAGGUGAACAGUACAGACGUGUGUAAGAGAAGGGAGAGGCUGUAUGCACGUUCAGGUUUAACCUGGAUGAACUGUGAUGUGGGAGGGGCGGACGCGGCUGUGGCGUUGUUCGGGCUGAUCACGGCGAUACUCUACACCGCCGGUACGGUGCUCACGUUCUACACGGUGCGCUGGGUCAGGGGUUACCUGGAGGAUCGCAGGCUACAUGAGAGAGAUAGACGCCCCCCUACCGCCAGCUCCCACCCACAGAGGUCACCACUACGGUCUGAUACUGCUCUGUGAGGGAGACGCAGGUUGAGUCCCAAAUUCUCUAUAGAGUGCACUACUUUUGACCAGGGCCAAUAGGGCUCUGGUCACAAUAAGUAUAUUAUGUAGGAAAUAGGAUGCCAUUUGGGAUGACGCCACAGAUGAACCCCGGAAGGGACCAAAGGGCUUUUUCCACUCUAUCCAUUUUCAUUAAAACUGUCUGUCCAUUUUUGAUAGUAAUGGGACUUGCAACUACCCAAUGGGGAAAGAUGUCAGUUCAACGUCUAGUUUUGAUUUACAUUUGAUUGAGUUGUCAACAGUGAAAUCAACAAAAUGUGAACCAUGUCAUUGGAUUUAGGUUUAAAGUUGGGUGGAAAAAAGACAAAUCCCCAACUUUUUGCAAAUCCAAUAAGUUUGACGUUGAUUCCAAUGUCAUCACAUUGAAUGUUUUUGUCGAAAUGACAUGGGGGGAAAAAAACAUUGAUUCAACCAGUUUGUGCCCAGUGGGUAAGGCGCUUGCUCUGUAAACUUUUGUAAAGCAUGGAUUUGAUAUGAAUUCCUUUUUAA
Messenger RNA from Coregonus sp. 'balchen', 3625 nucleotides. Lineage: Eukaryota; Metazoa; Chordata; Actinopteri; Salmoniformes; Salmonidae. The record is from the annotation of a GenBank genome assembly.